AUGGAACAAGACUUUCCCGGAAGUAUUGAACUCCGGUGUGCUUUAGGGGAAUCCUAUGAACAGCAGAGCCAAAACGUGAUACCGCUUAGUUUUGAGCUGGGAGGCGUCAGGUCAGCAGGCGAUGUUGUCUCGUUAACAAUGCCCUACACAGACGGCGGUGAGGUCCAGGUAGCGCCUCCAUUCUUUGACGUUACCGGGACAGCAUUGAGAACAAGCUUUCUGAGGAAGUUCUCCACGCACGAGGAUGUCAACGCUGCAGUCAAGCGGUUCAGGGGGAGCCUGCCCUGUGGCGUGCUAUCCUGGGGGCUGAGGCGGUGGAUGCUGCGGCUAACGACGGUGCUGGUGCAGCAGCGAGAGCAGCCGCCGGGGACCACGAACAGGCGCAGUGGCGGGAGAACUGGGUGCGGGACAGGGUGCGUGGAGAGCAACACAGGCGGUGGAGCCGAGGAGGCAUGGGUGUCUGGAGAGAACGAUGCGAUUCAGGAUGAGGAUACCACCAAGUACGAUGCGUUCAAGGAGUGGGUCGGCAAGGUGCCAAGAGCGGCUAAGGGCGCAGCUGGCAAGAACAGGCGGGGUGGCGGUGAUGACGACGACCUGGGUGCGAGGUCGGGGCGCAAGGUUGGAAAUAAACGGCAGAAGGGGAACAAGGGCGCAGGCCGGGGCAGGGGUGCAAGCAAGGGGACCGCCAGAGCACCACGUAAUAUCCACCCGUAAUCACUGGGUCUUCACCCGUAAUUGUGCGCGUAAUUGGUUUCAUGC
Volvox carteri f. nagariensis is the source of this 759-nucleotide messenger RNA. RefSeq lists its product as uncharacterized. The record is from RefSeq and is a predicted model, not a curated record. The coding region runs from base 1 to 714 and encodes 237 amino acids. The transcript is spliced from 5 exons. Lineage: Eukaryota; Viridiplantae; Chlorophyta; Chlorophyceae; Chlamydomonadales; Volvocaceae.